AUGUCGGAGAAGCUGCGCCGCUGCCGCAAGGAGCUGGCGGCCGCCAUCGACCGCGCCUUCGAGGGCGUCCGGCUGUCCCAGCAGCGCGCCCGCCGCCCGCCGCCCGGCGCCGCCAGGGAGGCCCCGGGCCCGGCCGCCAGGCCCGCGCCGGCCGCCCGCAGGCCGCUGGCCGCCAGGGAGAACCUGCCCGGCCCGCCCUGGGGCCCCGAGCCCGGCCGCAGCGACGGCCUCAGGAAAGACAUGGAGAAGGAGCUGAAGGCUGACUCAAGUCUGCCCCUUGGCAGUUCUAGCCAAGAGGUCACCAAGGACCUGCUGGACAUCAUCGACAACACGAGCAUCCGCACCAUCGAGGAGCUGGCGGGGAGGCUGGAGUUUGAGAACGAGCUGAACCGCGUGUGCGACCCCUGCGGGGACUCGCCCUUCCCGGAGGAGGCCUGGGCGCUGCUCCUGGACGAGAGCCCGCGGGAGGCGGCCGAGGCCGACCCCGGCAGCCUGCCGCGCGCCUUCGACGACCACAGCGUGGUCCAGACGGUGCUGGACCUGGAGGACGACUACAGCCUGAUGAGCCCGUUCAAAUACCACCUGGAGUGA
Molecule: messenger RNA, 591 nt
Organism: Pipistrellus nathusii (Nathusius's pipistrelle)
Lineage: Eukaryota; Metazoa; Chordata; Mammalia; Chiroptera; Vespertilionidae
Source: the annotation of a GenBank genome assembly